Echinops telfairi (small Madagascar hedgehog) is the source of this 769-nucleotide messenger RNA. It is a transcript of the gene POLR2G, whose product is annotated as RNA polymerase II subunit G. The record is from RefSeq and is a predicted model, not a curated record. Lineage: Eukaryota; Metazoa; Chordata; Mammalia; Afrosoricida; Tenrecidae. The coding region runs from base 52 to 570 and encodes 172 amino acids. Gene Ontology annotation, molecular function: translation initiation factor binding; single-stranded DNA binding; single-stranded RNA binding. The transcript has 8 exons. Gene Ontology annotation, cellular component: RNA polymerase II, core complex; P-body. Gene Ontology annotation, biological process: DNA-templated transcription; transcription initiation at RNA polymerase II promoter; positive regulation of nuclear-transcribed mRNA poly(A) tail shortening.
CUGUCCGCGACUCUGCGGCUGUAGGGGCAGCUGUCACGCCUCCUCGGGAAGAUGUUCUACCACAUCUCCCUGGAGCACGAGAUCCUGCUGCACCCGCGCUACUUCGGCCCCAACCUUCUCAACACGGUGAAGCAGAAGCUCUUCACCGAGGUGGAGGGGACCUGCACCGGGAAGUACGGCUUUGUCAUUGCUGUCACCACCAUAGACAAUAUUGGUGCUGGGGUGAUCCAGCCUGGCCGAGGUUUUGUCCUCUACCCUGUUAAGUACAAGGCCAUUGUGUUCCGACCCUUUAAAGGGGAGGUCGUGGAUGCCAUCGUCACACAGGUCAACAAGGUAGGACUCUUCACAGAAAUUGGUCCCAUGUCGUGCUUCAUCUCUCGCCAUUCCAUCCCUUCGGAGAUGGAAUUUGUGCCCAACUCAAACCCGCCGUGCUACAAAACUGUGGACGAGGACAUUGUGAUUCAGCAGGAUGAUGAGAUCCGCUUAAAGAUUGUGGGCACCCGGGUGGACAAGAACGACAUUUUUGCUAUUGGCUCCCUGAUGGACGAUUACCUGGGACUCGUGAGCUGAGCACAGCACCUGCCUUUUCAGUCCUGAUGGAGGAAGCAGGACUGUCGUAUAUCCCGUGUUGUGGGGAAGCCCAGAUGCUCUGGGGGCAAACGCCAGAAGGUUCCAUGCGGUCCAGAAGACGUCUGGCUCUGCUUCGAGCGUAGCUGCCACUCUCCGACCUUUCUGACUCUGUGUUUUCAUAAAUGGUUCCGAGUUGUCA